Molecule: messenger RNA, 1854 nt
Organism: Aspergillus pseudonomiae
Lineage: Eukaryota; Fungi; Ascomycota; Eurotiomycetes; Eurotiales; Aspergillaceae
Product: RBR-type E3 ubiquitin transferase
Exons: 2
Coding region: 1-1854 (617 amino acids)
Biological process (GO): protein polyubiquitination; ubiquitin-dependent protein catabolic process; positive regulation of proteasomal ubiquitin-dependent protein catabolic process
Cellular component (GO): ubiquitin ligase complex; cytoplasm
Molecular function (GO): ubiquitin conjugating enzyme binding; ubiquitin protein ligase activity; zinc ion binding
Source: RefSeq, a predicted model, not a curated record
AUGGCUCGGAGUUUGCUUGAUGACGAACGCUCUGUUGAGCUGUCAUCUAUCGCGGCCAUCUAUCCGGAAAUCAAGCUCGACCCUUCGUUCUCUUUUAGGGCAACUCUAGAUAUACCUGUCAAUCCUUCACCACCUUUACGGAUCUGUUUCGAGCAAUAUUCGGAGACUGAACUUCCAACUGUCCUGACUCCGCCCACAUCCCUUGAUGUUAGUGAAAUUAGCUUGGGCUUCGCAACCAAAACAGUUGAUGGAGGCACCACGGCAAGCUCCGAUGAAGAUGUGCAUGUCCUAUCACACCUGCCCCCGCUUUGUCUGGAAAUCGAAUUGCCCGGUGGCUACCCAUCAGAGCAAUCCCCAAUCAUUAAGCUUAGCACAGAUCCUGCGUGGCUGCCCUCUUCGAUCAUCUCCAAGCUAUUAGAUGAUGGGAAACGCCUCUGGGAAGAAUGCGGGAGGGAUCUCGUUGUAUAUACUUAUAUCGACCAUCUUCAACAAUUAGCCGAGGCAGCUUUUGGUAUUGAUGACAUACCCGACGGUGAAGUCAGGCUCCCCCGAGAGCUUAAAAUCGCACUCUUAGAUCACAACAAUAAGGCCGAGAGAGAAGCCUUUGAGCAGGAGACUUUCGAGUGCGGAGUUUGUCUUGAGCCGAAAAAAGGAGUAAACUGCCACCGGCUCUUACUUUGUUCGCACGUUUUCUGUGUGCCCUGUCUUCAGGACUUUUACAAUACAUGUAUCACGGAAGGUGACGUGGAGAGUGUUAAAUGUCUGGCUCCGGAUUGCGGCAAGGAAGACAAGUUUGUACGAAGCCAGGAAGGGCAACCCAAAAGACGCAAGAAAAACGACCGGAGUUUGAGCCCUAGCGAGCUACUGCAAAUUCCUCUGGAGCAGGAAACAGUACAGCGUUAUGUCUUUUUGAAACGGAAGAAGAAACUUGAAGCCGAUAAGUCUACUAUAUACUGCCCACGUCAGUGGUGCCAAGGCGCAGCUCGCUCGAAGAGGCAUCCCAAGCCUAUUGACCCCAUGUCGGAUGAUCUAGAUCCCUCCGAUGAUGAGGAUGUAGGACUUGUGUUCGACCCGAAUGGGGAUGAGGCUCAGCUGCCUCCUAUGGCGGAUCGAGUGGCUGUUUGUGAAGACUGCAACUAUGCCUUCUGCUGUGUGUGUAAGAAAGGGUGGCAUGGCGAGCUUGUACGGUGCUUCCCCCGCCGGGAAGCAGAAUUAUCCGCAGAGGAAAAGGCGACAGAGGAGUAUCUAAGGCUGUACACAUCAGCCUGCCCAACAUGCGAUGCACCUUGUCAGAAACGCAUGGGCUGCAAUCAUAUGAUCUGCUUCAAAUGCGACACCCACUUUUGCUAUCUCUGUUCCAGCUGGCUCUCGGAGGACAAUCCUUAUCGCCAUUUUAACGAUGGUAACAGUUCAUGCUACAACAAACUCUGGGACCUAGAGGGUGGUGAUGGAAUCAACCCUGAUGGGGCCGAAGCUCUCCAUCAGAUCCCAAAUGAAUUGAUAGAUUUCGACAGCAGUGAUGAUGAGGACCAGCCUGCCUGGGAUUUUGACGAUGGCGAUCAUCACUUUAGGCGCCAAGGUCACCCUCCACCUCCUGCUCCGGCACCACCUCGUGUCAACCAGAGAGCUGGUGGUCCUGGGCGCCGCGAAGAUGGACGUAACUUGAAUGGUUUAGAUGCAGCAGGCAGGGCUGCAGCGGCUGAGCGACAAGCACAGGCACGGGCAAUGGCUGAGGUACGAGGCCGCCCUGAUCCUGAAGCAAUUAGACGACCUGGUCUUCAACGAUUUUUGGAACUGGUCCAGAACGAUAGAGAAGAUGAAUGGGAUAGCGACGAACUGGAUGAUGAUUUUUGA